Molecule: messenger RNA, 2010 nt
Organism: Morchella importuna
Lineage: Eukaryota; Fungi; Ascomycota; Pezizomycetes; Pezizales; Morchellaceae
Exons: 8
Coding region: 1-2010 (669 amino acids)
Source: RefSeq, a predicted model, not a curated record
AUGCUCAAUUCACCCAAAUACGAUUUUACCGGCGGGAAGAGGAGAGUAGGAAUGCGGGCGACAGAUGGACCGAAGGGUUCGCUGUUAUCUACCUUCAGAAACUCCACAGGCCUUGAAUCCCGAGAUACUAAUACAAAGAAACCGGGAACAUCUGUCCAGAACAGUAGGUUCGCUUCAGGAGGUAAUGGCUCAUUGGUAAAUUUCGAGGACGAAGAAGACGAUGAAGACGACGAAUCCAUAAGCACCCGGGCACCAUCUGUCACCAGAUCAUCACAAAGCGCCCCCGCUCGCCUUCCAACCCCAUCUCUCAGCGCGAAAGCCAGCGAUGAACCGGAGGACGUUUACUGCGAUGUUGAAGACUUUCCUACACCUAAACAGCCCAAGACGAAAUCAUUGCUGGGGAACCUUUCGGACGACGACACUCCACUCGCGGAUGAGCAACAGAGCAGAGAUAUUAAACCAACAGUAUGGAAGAGCAAAAACACCAAAGAAAAAGAGGAUGAGGAGUGGAAAAAAGAAACACAAAUGAUGCUAAGAGAAAAACAAAGAAGACGGAUGAAUCCACAACACAUCCGAGGGGCAGGCUUUAAUACCGAAGGGGUUGAGAAAAUGGCAAAGAAACCAUUAUUAGGGAAUGGUUGGGAUAUGGGGCCGACCAAGAAGAAACCCUUAACGUACAAAAGGAAGACAUUUGGUGACCGAAACCGAAAAAGUACUCAAAGAAAGACAAGUUUGGACUCAGACUCCGAGGACGAGAAAAAGAAAGAAUCUAAAUCUGAGUCAUCAAAUUUUAGCACUACGCAGCCAGUUGGAUUCAGGGAUCCUACUAUGCUCAUUGCACUUCCAGAGAAAGAAAUCAAGGAAGAUGCUUCUGCCAAAAUUUUUGCUUCCCAGAAAGAGUUUAGAAUUCCUCCACCGUUGCCGCCCAAAAAAGAUACAACGGAGGAAAAUUCCCGCAAUCAAAAUUUUCUGGAACCAAAAAGUCCAAAAUUCGCGCCGUCCAACAAUUCUUCCAAUCUGAAGCACAACCAUAAAUUCGAAGAAAAGGAAUUACAAGCACGGUCUUACUAUGUAGAUGACUCCGACGAUGACAUUGCUAGCUUUAAGGGUUCGGAGAAAGAAGACUCGAAAAAAAGAAAGGCGUCGAAAGCAAUUGACUUGACUUCGAAAGAAGAUUGGAUUGGAAAGGAUGGCGGGUUUUCAUCGCUAGAUGACGCUGAGUUUUCUGUUAACGAAUCACAAUCAUCUUCUCAAGCAAAAAAGCGAAAAGCAAUAAGCAUACCCGACCUCUGCGUUAUCUGCAAUGAGGUUCUCCCAAUCGGCACAUUGGAUGCUUGGAGAUAUGACGACGGGGAGCUCAAGCCAAUCCGGAUGGCAGAAUGGUCUAUAAUUUGCAAUGAACAUAAGGAGGCAGGAUUCCAAGAACAAUGGGACAAGAGGGGGUAUCCUGUAAUCAAUUGGGGAGAACUGAAGAAAAGGGUAGAGCGCCACCACCAGAUUCUGGUUGACAUCGUCACGAAUAAAGUUACAUCUCCAUUCAGGGAUGUGCUUGUGUUACAGCAAAAGGAAACAAGAGGUAAUGCAGCGAUGUUACUACGUAAAGAUGUUCGGUUACAAUACCCCGGCUAUUAUGGUCCAAGAGGCUCCUCAAUUUUGCUCCACGAAAUCACAAGAAGGCUCGGGUCCUUUAUCGGUGAUGCUGCUAAAAAGGACAGAUUAAUCGGGCAAGGAGGUGUAAGUGCAUUUAUCCAGACAGUUCUAGUACCAGAACUCGGUGUGCGUCUCAUAAUGGAAGACUUGAAUGUGGGCGAGCCAGAAGCUAGGAAAAUCCUAGAUGUAAGCCAGGAUCUUGGCGAGAAGCUGCAUUUCAAUGACUAUAUAGAAGACAUAUACGACGAGGCGGAUGGCCCUUGGUUCGAUAUCAAUGCAACUCAGACGGUGGCCCCAGUAGCCGAGAAGAAACGCGGCCGACUCGAGGAUCUUUGCGAUUCAGACUUGAGUUCUGACUAG